Erinaceus europaeus (western European hedgehog) is the source of this 1545-nucleotide messenger RNA. RefSeq names its product cornichon family AMPA receptor auxiliary protein 1 (gene CNIH1). The record is from RefSeq and is a predicted model, not a curated record. Gene Ontology annotation, biological process: vesicle-mediated transport. NCBI's taxonomy places the organism in Eukaryota, Metazoa, Chordata, Mammalia, Eulipotyphla, Erinaceidae. The transcript is spliced from 5 exons. The coding region runs from base 137 to 571 and encodes 144 amino acids.
GGGGGCGGCGGCGGCGGCGGCGGCGGCGGCGGCGGUCGUGCCUGCGGUCCGGGGAAGUGAAUGGUUUUACCCAGAGGGCCCUGCGCCUCCUUUCUCCGCUGGCACCGGCGCUGCUGCGCGCUCCUCCUCCCUGGCCAUGGCGUUCACGUUCGCGGCCUUCUGCUAUAUGCUGGCACUGCUGCUCACCGCGGCGCUGAUCUUCUUCGCCAUCUGGCACAUUAUAGCAUUUGAUGAACUGAAGACUGAUUACAAGAAUCCUAUAGACCAGUGUAAUACCCUGAAUCCUCUUGUACUUCCAGAGUACCUCAUCCAUGCGUUCUUCUGUGUCAUGUUUCUUUGUGCAGCAGAGUGGCUCACACUGGCUCUCAAUAUGCCUCUCUUGGCAUAUCAUGUUUGGAGGUAUAUGAGUAGACCGGUGAUGAGUGGACCAGGACUUUAUGACCCUACAACCAUCAUGAAUGCAGAUAUCCUAGCAUAUUGUCAGAAAGAAGGAUGGUGCAAAUUAGCUUUUUAUCUUUUAGCAUUUUUUUACUACCUAUACGGCAUGAUCUAUGUUUUGGUGAGCUCUUAGAACUACAUACAGAAGAAGUGGUCCAGUUAAGUGCAUGCAAAAAGCCACCAAAUGAAGGGAUUCUAUCCAGCAAGAUCCUGCUUCCAAGAGUAGCCUUUGGAAUCAGUUACUUUAAAAAAAUCAGUUACUUUAAAAAAAUGACUCCUUAUUUUUAAAAUGUUUCCACAUUUUUUUGCUUGUGGAAAGACUGUUUUCAUAUGUUAUACUCAGCUACAGAAUUUAAUGGAAUUACGUAUAAAUUAAUAUAAAAUGAUUACCUCUGGUGUUGACAGGUUUGAAUUUGCACUCCUUAAGGAACAGCCAUAAUCCCUUGAAUGAUUGCAUUAAUUGUUGACUGUCCUUAGUCCAUUGGAAGCUUUUGUUUAUAGGAAUUUGUUAUAGGGCUCAUUUUGGUUUUAUUGAAAUGCCAUCUAAUUAAAAAUUAGCUGUAGAUAAUCAGGUGCUUCUGAUGCACUGAAAAAAUAUGUAUCUGAAUUGUGGGAAAUUUCAUGGGUUUCCCCAUGUAUCAUGUAGAUGAAUUGUAUAUAUACAUAUAUACACAAAAAAAAGAGUGGGAUUUUUUUCCCUCUGACAUGAAUAUUAUCUCAGUAUAUUGCAUGAAUGAGAGAUUUCCCAUAUUCCCAUCAGAGUAAUAUAUCAGUACUUGUUUUAAUUCUUAAGUAGAAGUGAACAUGAAAUGAGUAUAUACUGAAUUUUCUGUGAAGAAUGCAUUUAAAAUUAUUUUAAAUGUGUAUUAUAUUUAAUGGUUCUAAUCUGGUGGUAAAGGUAUUCUUAAGAAUUUGCAAGUACUUUUAGAUUUUCAAAAACGAAUGAGAGAGAACUUUGUAUAACCAUCUUGCUGUUCCUUUAGUGCAAUACAAUAAAACUCUGAAAUUAAGAUUUUUUUUGUGCAUUGUUUUUAAAACAAAUAUCUGUUUCUUAAACUUGCUUAAUCCGUAAUAAAGGCAUUUUACUGUCAGUUUUUCAAAAAGACA